AUGAAUCCAGGGAAAAGGUUCAGAAAUAGUAGUAGUAGCAUUACUACAACGAAGCCGUUGCAAAUAAAAUCAGGUAAUACAAUAAACUCAUCGACAACCACCAAGAAUAAAUUAAGAGUACCAUUUCGUAAUUAUUCUCCAGAGAUUGAAUAUAAACCAAAUGUAAAAGGUGAAAGAUUACAAUUUUUUGAUAAAACAAAUGAACCAUUCAAGGAUAUAUCAUGCAACGAAACUGAAAUGAUAUCAUGUACAAGUACGGUAGAAAAUAAGAUGAGAUAUAAAGUUAAUGGUGAUAAGACUGAAGAUACAUCAAAAGUAGGAUCAAUUAUAAAGAUUAUCCCUACCAUUUCAAGUAAAAAAAACAAAAAACAAAGAGAUCGUUCUUUAAAAUUUGAAGAUUUUGAUCAACCACCAAAUUCGACCUCUACACCUAUCUCUAACAACUCAUCAAAACAGAAUGAAGUUAAAAAAAGCAUUGAUGAUUCAGAGGGUAAGAACCAGAUUAUAAAUUCAACAAAUUAUCGUUAUACUUUACAUCAAGCUCCAGAACCAUUUAAAAAUUGGGAUGUUAAUAGUAUUAAAGAUUCUCCAUUAUUAAUGAAACCAGUUGAAUAUCAACGAUCAACAUUAUAUCAAUCAUAUAAACCAACACAGGUUGUAAAAAUAUGCAUCGAUGAACAAAACGAUUCUCACUUAUCUAAGGACAAUCAACCACAAAUCUUAAAUUCAAACACUGAACAAAAUAUACUUUCAAUCACUGACCAAUCUACUGAUCGUAGUGAUUCAAUAAUUUACAUGUCUAGUGGCGGUAACGCAACGUAUAACAACAGCGAUGAAUGA
Maudiozyma saulgeensis is the source of this 840-nucleotide messenger RNA. The record is from the annotation of a GenBank genome assembly. Lineage: Eukaryota; Fungi; Ascomycota; Saccharomycetes; Saccharomycetales; Saccharomycetaceae.